AUGACAUUUAAAGAUUGUUAUAAUCUGACAGAAUUCACACUGCUGGGUCUGAUAGAUGAAUCGAAGUUAAACAUCCCAGUUGGUGUAUUACUCAUAUUUGCCUAUGUCAUAAUUUUUUUGGGAAACUUCACCAUCAUCGCUCUGUUUUCUGCAGAUUCCCAUCUGCACACUCCCAUGUACAUCUUCUUAUUCAACCUUUCCAUCAUUGACAUCGCUUCAGCAUCAAAUAUUCUGCCUAAACUAUUUAAUUUGCUCCUCAAAAAAAAUAACAUGAUUUCAUUUGCAGGAUGUAUAGCUCAGAUGUAUUUCUUUCUGUCCUUGGUUGUUACUGAGCUUAUGCUGCUUACAGCCAUGGCAUAUGACCGCUAUGUGGCAAUCUGUCACCCUCUUAAUUAUGUUGUUAUAAUGAGUUUUAAAAACUGUGCUGGUUUCUCAAUUGCUUCUUGGGUUGUGGGCUUUUCGGAUAUAAUUCAAUAUGCUAUCAUUAUAUCUAAGAUGUCCUUUAGGGCAGAUCGUCCUAUUGACCAUUUCUUUUGUGAUGUAUCCCCAUUACUGAUGAUCGCCUGCAGUGAUAUAUCCAUGGUGGAAAUGUUAAACUACAUUCAAGGGGCUUUUGUGGCAUUUCCUACAUUUCUGCUUAUAUUAGUUUAA
Molecule: messenger RNA, 651 nt
Organism: Pseudophryne corroboree (corroboree frog)
Lineage: Eukaryota; Metazoa; Chordata; Amphibia; Anura; Myobatrachidae
Product: olfactory receptor 1468-like
Exons: 1
Coding region: 1-651 (216 amino acids)
Biological process (GO): G protein-coupled receptor signaling pathway
Cellular component (GO): membrane
Molecular function (GO): odorant binding; G protein-coupled receptor activity; olfactory receptor activity
Source: RefSeq, a predicted model, not a curated record